CGCGCAUGUAAUCAUCGUCGCGACGACCCGCCGCCGACUCACCUACACAAUUAAAAUGGCGGAACGUUAUCAACACAACAGAAGAUGUCAUUGACGCUUUCCGUUGUUUACGAUGCCUAAUCCGAUUCGUUAGGUAGGUAGUUUUUCCGUCCGUUCGGGAUCGUUGCUGCGCCCAACCGUUUGCGUGUUCGACAAGGUCUAGGGACGACGAUGCGCGCGCGCGCGUCCCAAGUGUUUUGGACUUCUUGCCGUCGGACGGUCACAACCACUGUUCGGCCAGCGGCUGCUUCGAUUGUCAUCUGUGCGUGACCGUGCGUAACUCAGCCCUUUCCCGAAGUCGCUCAGGUCUUCGUGUUGCAAGUUAAUGUUAAAAAGGCCCGUCGUCGUUGUUGUUGUUGUUGUUCCCAGGUACAAUGACAGUCUCCAGCCAAUAAGAUUGGUGACGGACCAUCUGACCGAACGGCUGAACCUUGAUAGUGCAUGUGCAUUGCCGUUGGCUAAUUCAGGUUCUGCGUACUUCGAACCGAAACCGAUCAAACCGACAAAGAAGGGCCGGCCAGGGACUGGACAACAUAUUCGGCUUGCGGCCAAAAAAAAUAACCAGAAUGACGUGACAACGAUGAGCAACAAUCUCAUGUUUCGAAGUAUGUUUUUUAUGAACGAAGAAGCUAGACAUUUCUUGGCGCCGCCUAUACAAUUGUCUACGACUGAUGGAGAGUAUUUCACUCGAAAAACCGGAAAUCCAAAUUUAAAUACACACCAUCAACAGCAACAGCAGCAAGCCGUUGCAGCGCUUGUUAAUCACGAUUCUAGUUCUAGUGUUGAAAUCAAACCGUUACAACCCCCAAAAGCACGUCCUCACGGGUGUGAAGAGUGUGGCAAAACGUUUCUAAUGAAACAUCAUUUGUCAACUCACAUGCGAGGUCAUACUGGUGAGCGGCCUCAUAUUUGCCCGGAAUGUGGAAAGACUUUUGCUCUCAAACAUUGUCUUAGUACUCAUUUGCUAUUGCAUAGCUCGGAACGACCAUACAAAUGUUUAGAAUGUAAUAAAAGUUUUACCUUAAAACAUCAUUUGGUAAGUCAUGAAAGAGUACAUACUCGAGAUAGACCAUUUGAGUGCCCUGAAUGUCGCCGUCGAUUUCCUCAGAAACGUCAUCUUACUACUCAUAUAAAAUUCCACUCUGGUGAACGACCAUACUCUUGUUCUGUUUGUGGUGAGACAUUCUCGCGUGAAGAACAUCUAGUCAUGCAUUCAAGAUUCCACGGAGGAACACAACCAUUUGUGUGCCCGGACUGUGGAGCUGCAUUCUUGCGUAAAUUUGAAUUGGUCAACCAUGAACGGCAGCAUGGCCGUAUACCCGAAUCUUGCCCCGCUUGUGGUAAAGAGUUUUUACAGAGACGCACAUUAUUGGUCCACGUAAGAAACUGUGGACUUAACUCGUCAACACCAGUACAUAGAUCUCCUUAUACCGCAACUGCGAGCAAAGCAUGCCGUGAAUGUGGUGAAACAUUUGCUAGUGAUGAAGGAUUAGCACUUCACAUGCGAUUACACAUUGGUGACCAUAGUUUCCUAUCCGAUAUUUGUAGUCUAGCUGCUACGUUGAAACAAAGUGUACAAGGUGUAUCAAAUGGUAUUGCCAAUGUACAAAAUCAUCACCAAUCACAACAUCAAACUGGUGUUGUGGCCAAUAAGAAAUCUCACUAUUGUGGAGAUUGUGGCCGUGGCUUUACUCAAAAACAUGGCUUACAACAGCAUCACGUAAAAUACCCAAAUGCCACAUGUAAAGAUAAACCCUUCGCUUGUCAAAAAUGUGGUAAAAGUUUCAUGCAAAAAAAUCACCUUGUACUACAUGAACGGCAACAUAUGGAUCCACCACCGUCUAGAAAUCGUAAUGCUACCACCUCAGCUGUCCAAUCCAUUCAACAUUUACAGACUGAACAGGUUGGCUUGCAGCCAACUCCUCUUCAUACAACCAUCCUGGGACUACAGCCUAUUAGGCAUAUUCAAUCUGGUAGUCAACCUCAACUUUUAAGACAUCCCAGUGAGGCCCAUUCAGGGUCAUAAUAACUGCUUUAUUUUAUACUUAGAUUUUUUUUUUUUUAAUUUAAAAAAAGGUCUAUAUUUUCUUAUCUAAAUUGCAGUUAUUCAUUGAAUUUUCUUGAACUCAAAUCCCAAAAUAUAUUAGUGGUAGGGGUUUAAUUCAUCAGAGUAUACGUUUAAUAUAUUUUGAAUACCUAAAUGUAUUAUUUUAUGCAUGAAUGCAAAACAAUUUAAACAUUUAUUUUUGAACUGAAAAAAUACAGCGUCAUCAGGAUUUAAGCGUUUGUUUUUUUUUCAUUAGUUUUUUUUUUUUUGCUUGCUCUUCAAGUAAAUUGUUUACUUAAAUAUCAAAUCUAUUUAAAUGUAUAAUUACUUAUAUUAAAAAAAAAAAAAAAUUAGUUUCAUUAUUACAAUUAGAACUAUUUUAUUAAAAUGUAUUAAUAUUAACAUGAAUAUAAUAUUAUAAUAUGUAUUAUCAUUGUAUGCUGCACUAAAGGUUCAAUGACGGCCGAAUUGGUUUUCAAUCCAUACAAAUCAGCGUAACAAAAAUUGGAAGUUAAUUUUUUUGCAGCUAUUCACUUGGAAAGGAUUUCCUACUUAUAUAUUUGUUUGUCUAUUUGAGUAAAAUACGUCCUCAUUUCGAUAGUACAAUUAUGUACCAACCAUACUAUGAGUUUGUAAAUUUUGUGAUUUUUUUUCUUAAUUUUUUUUUUUUUAUACCUAAUCAAAUUUAUAUAGGUAGACUUAUUAGACAAAAAAUUAAAUUAAAUUAAUUUUUCUGGAUCUUAUAUUAGUGUGUAAAAUAUGAAUAUAUUAAAUGUGUGUAUUAUUGUUCGAUAAAUAGUAAUACGCAUGCAUUGAAUUGUAAUAAGUAAAAAAAUCCCAAGUUUUAAUGGGUGCUACUAAUAUGAUGUAAAAAUACUUAAAU
Messenger RNA from Acyrthosiphon pisum (pea aphid), 2969 nucleotides. Its product is annotated as gastrula zinc finger protein XlCGF57.1. The record is from RefSeq and is a predicted model, not a curated record. Gene Ontology annotation, biological process: regulation of transcription by RNA polymerase II. Bases 365 to 2065 code for a protein of 566 amino acids. Gene Ontology annotation, molecular function: RNA polymerase II cis-regulatory region sequence-specific DNA binding; DNA-binding transcription factor activity, RNA polymerase II-specific. NCBI's taxonomy places the organism in Eukaryota, Metazoa, Arthropoda, Insecta, Hemiptera, Aphididae. The transcript is spliced from 6 exons.